CGGCGGCGGGCUCGGAGGGGGAGGAGGGUCCGGCCGGGGAGCAGGCCGGCCCCGGCACUCCCAAGCUCUGCGGGUACCUGCAGAAGCUGUCGGGCAAGGGGCCCCUGCGCGGCUUCCGCAGCCGCUGGUUUGUGUUCGAUCCCCGCCGCUGCUACCUCUACUACUUCAAGGGGCCGCAGGAGCCGCUGCCCCUCGGGCACCUGGACAUCGCCUCCGCCUGCUUCAGUUACCACCAGCCCGAGGCCGGCGCGGCCGCCGCGGGGGACGAGCCCGCCGCCUUCGAGGUGCAUGGCCCCGGGGGCGCCGUCACCGUUCUCAAGGCUGCGACUCGGCAGGACAUGACCUACUGGCUUCAGGAGCUGCAGCAGAAGAGGUGGGAAUACUGCAACAACCUGGAUGCGGCAAAACGGGACAGCCGGACUUCCCCCACACCCAGUGACUUUUCCAAAGGUCUUGUUGCCAAAGACAACCCUGAUUUGAGUAUCCUAAGUCAAAAUGCUUCAGCAGAGAGAGCCAGAAAUAUUCUAGCUGUGGAGACUUCUCCUACGGAUCUGGUGGGGGAGCAAGCAGCUUCCCAGCCUGCACCAGUCCAAGCAAGUGCCAUCAAUUUCUCACUUAAACAAUGGAGUACUGAGAUCAAAAAUUCCAUGUCCUCCUUAAGAAAAGGAAGUAAUGAAAAUCGCAAGAGUGUAUUUUAUACCACUGAGGAGUGGGAACUGCUGGAUCCAACCCCAAAAGACCUGGAGGACUCAAUGGCUCUGGAAGAAAAGAGGAAACAUCUGGCAGAAGGAAAUAAAGGACUGACUAGUUCAGCUUUUCCAUUUGAUUUUGGCCGUGUUCCACACAAAGCAAGGCGCCCGUUGAAAGAUAUGAUUGCAUCAAGCAAAAACCGCAACAGCAGUGACUCUUCCCUAACAGACUGGUGUUCUGGCAAUGGGAACAGACUGGUCUCUGAACUGCAACUGAAGUAUCAAAGCCAGCAGGAAGAGUUGGAGAAGCUAAAGAAAGAUCUUUUGAGCCAAAAGGAACUUGUUCGACUUCUGCAGCAAACAGUCCGAUCUUCCCAAUAUGAUAAAUACUUUGCAAGCCACCUUUGUGAGGGGGUUCCCAAAGAUACAUUAGAGCUGUUGCACCAAAAAGAUGACCAGAUUUUGGGCCUCAACAAUCAGCUUGAAAAGUUAAAUCUGGAAAAAGAUAGUCUCCAGCAGGAAGUCAAGAGUCUGAAGUGUAAGGUUGGAGAACUCAAUGAACAGCUGGGAAUGUUGAUGGAAACUAUUCAAGCUAAAGAUGAAGUCAUCAUGAAACUCUCUCGUCAACUCAGUGAGUGUGAGGACAGCACAUCCUCUCAAAGUGGAGCAAUAAACUCCCCCACAGCCACCAGUACUAAUAAGGAACUACAGGAACUGGACAGAUUAAAAGACAAUCUUCAGGGUUAUAAGACCCAGAACAAAUUUUUAAAUAAGGAGAUUUUGGAACUUUCUGCUCUACGAAGAAAUGCAGAAGCAAGAGAGAGAGAGUGGCAGGCAAAGUAUACCAGCUUAGAAGCCAAACUCUGCCAGAUUGAAAGUAAAUACUUGAUCUUGCUUCAAGAAAUGAAAACUCCUGUUUGUUCUGAGGAUCAAAGUCCUGCUCGUGAGGUCAUCACACAGUUACUGGAAGAUGCCUUGAAAGUAGAAUCUAGUGAACAACCAGAACAAGCAUUUUUCAAACCCCACCUGGUCAGUGAAUAUGAUAUAUAUGGUUUUCAGACUGUCCCUGAGGAUGAUGAUGAGGAGAAACUAGUAGCAAAAUCACGAGCUUUGGACUUGAGAUCACUUUCACUCAGUGAAAAUCGAGAAAUCUCCACAGGAGUGAAAUGGGAAAACUAUUUUGCAAGCACAAUGAAUAGAGAGAUGAUAUGCUGUGUGGAACUGAAGAACCUUAUUCGGUCUGGAAUUCCGCAUGAACACCGUUCCAAGAUGUGGAAAUGGUGUGUCAAUCUCCAUGUUAAAAAGUUCAAGGACAGUGCCAUUCCUGGCUACUUCCAAACCUUGCUUCAAAAAGCUCUGGAAAAACCAAAUCCUGCAUCUAAACAGAUUGAGUUGGAUCUCUUGAGGACUUUGCCAAACAACAAACAUUACUCCUCCCCAACGUCUGAAGGGAUCCAGAAGCUGCGAAAUGUGCUGCUGGCAUUUUCCUGGAGAAAUCCUGAUAUAGGAUAUUGCCAAGGGCUCAACAGGUUGGUAGCAAUUGCACUUCUGUACUUGGAACAGGAAGAUGCUUUUUGGUGUCUAGUAACAAUAGUGGAAGUUUUCAUGCCCCGUGAUUAUUAUACUAAGACACUGCUGGGAUCCCAGGUUGAUCAGCGAGUGUUUAAGGAUUUAUUGAGUGAAAAGCUUCCACGACUACAUGCUCAUUUUGAACAAUAUAAAGUUGAUUAUACUCUCAUCACUUUCAACUGGUUUCUUGUGGUUUUUGUGGACAGUGUUGUUAGUGACAUCCUUUUCAAAAUCUGGGACUCCUUCCUCUAUGAGGGACCAAAGGUAAUAUUCCGAUUUGCCCUGGCACUAUUUAAAUACAAGGAAGAGGAAAUCUUAAAACUGCAAGAUUCAAUGUCUAUUUUCAAGUACCUUCGCUAUUUCACACGCACCAUCCUUGAUGCCAGGAAACUGACUGCUAUUGCUUUUGGAGACCUGAAUCCUUUUCCAUUACGCCAGAUCAGGAACCGCAGGGCAUAUCACCUGGAGAAAGUGCGCCUGGAGCUGACGGAGCUGGAAGCCAUUCGUGAGGACUUCCUGCGCGAGAGAGAGACCUGCGUAGAAAAAAGAGACCUUAUUAGUGAUGAUGAGGAGGACAGCUGAAAGUGCUUAAUAUAAACUGUUCCUUGGGAUCAUGACCAAAGUGAGAUAACCUCCAAAACACUUUAUUAAUCCUGUCAAACAGAAUGUAAACUCGUUGCAUUUGGAAAUAUGCAGGACAGAUUUUCAAAUCCCAGGACUUUCAGAAAUACCACUUUGUAUGGAGGCCAAAUAAUUCUGUUUACAUUUAUGUUCAUGGAGUCAUUUGUAGAGCACUUAAUAUCUGUCUCAGUUUAGUCUUUUAGCUGAAUUGACAGUUGUUUUCUCACAGUGCACCAUUAAUGCCUAAAUGUGAAACAAUAAGAAAUGUCCAUGCUCUGUUACAUUCAUUGCCAUUCUGAGUUUAGAGUUUUUUUGAUGUAAUCAUGUUUUUCGUAGUGCAGGCUCAAUGUGAGAGGACAUCAUAUUUCUUGGAUUCAGGUUAGCUCUAUCUAGCCAUUCUUGAGGUCACUAACCAGAAAAGCAUGGGAGGAAGAUUCCUUUGUCUUUUCCUGAAGUGUCAUGCAAUGGGUCACCAAACAGAACACUUGAAUAUAUGUGCUCUAAAGUAAAGGUAAAAUAAGUACCUAAGUACCUAUUUUUGUCACUGACUGUCGAGUGUGUACUGAAACAGUGAUAGCAAACAUAAUUUCUACUUUUCAGAGCAGCUGUGUUGAUAGAUUCUCAUUAAUGCAAAGGGGCUUAUAGAUCAAACUCUAUUCAAUCAAUUUUAUUUGUAUUCACUUUUUUGAUUGCAAUGGUUUAAAAAGGUCACAACCAAACUCCAGAUACUAUGGAAUAAUGGAGCUUGUCACAGGAGUACCAUGCUUUAGGAGCUAAUUUAAGAAGAAACACAGUGUUCUUUCUGCAUGAUUGUGGAACUGUUGUACAAUAAUGGUAGGGACUGGGUUCGUAAUACAAAUAUUUACCAGUCAAAGGAAUCUAAAGGUCACAACAUGCACACGGGAACUGAAGAUCCUUUUCCAAAAGAAAAAUGCAAUAUUCUCCUAAUGUGCUCAGCCUUACUGUGAGUGUUGGAUGUACUUCCUGCAAGACAGCUGUAAGGAGCAACAUCUAGGCUGUUGAAAUGUGCUAUUUCUGCUGUUGAAAUUGGUGACUAGCAGUGCUCAUAAAUGGUUCUGGAGAGCAGGACACUUUCUUACUUGCUGGCUAUUGUCUGGACUUUUGCAGUAUUUUUUCUUGAACUGUUGGAUCUUCAGAAUGUUGGAUUGACUGUAAUGUGUCAUGAUAAAAUUAGGAUUCAAAUACUAGCAAAUCACUGAGCUCUGGGGAAGUGGUUAAUUGGCAAAAAACAAAACUAAUCAUUGGGAAGAGUGAAGUGUGUCAAGCUUGUAUUUUAUGUGUUUUGUUUUUCAGAAAUAGUAGUGCUUUAUUGGGUGUAAUUGUGUAAUCAUUUUAGUCAAUUUAAGUGUGUGCGGAGAGAAAUCCUGCUUCUGUUUCACAGCACUUUUAAAAAAGUUUUAUUUUAGAUAACAGUUGCAGCCUUCUCCAAGUAAGCAUAUUGUAAGUUAGUUUAUAUGGAAGGGAACUAUUUGAUCAAUGAUGAAGUUGUAACUUAGAGGACUAAUUUUGGUAUAAAAUUUAUGCUUCCUGUAUGACACAUAAUUUUUACCUAGCCAGCAGAUAUUUGCCAAUGAGGAACUGAUGGUGUGAUCAUAUUAAUUUAUACACUAUUAGUCUUCAAAAAUGUCCCCUACAUUUGUCUGUGGUAAGCAGUAGCUGGGGAUUUUUUCUAAUUCCCUAGUUACUUUUGGUUGUGUACUGGAGGGCAGGGUUUUGAUAUUACUGCAUGUACUGUAUUCUUUUUCUACUUACAAUCAGUAUUUGAAUACAAAAAUGGGACCAAGUUUUCUAAUUUUCUAGUUAUGCUGUCUUGGUUUUGAAAGAGCUGGUCUCUAAGUCAAUAUGUAAUGUAGGCUUUUUGUUUGUAUGUUUGUUUUAAUAUUGUUGUAAAGUGUUAAAUGAAUUCUUUUUUAAGGUGAAGAUCUUCCUUUCAGUGAGCACAAGUGAAAUAGUAAGGUGAAGAAUUUAGAUUGUUGUACUUACCCUAUUCCUACAAUCUGUUUUUGUUUGGCUUUGAGUCUUCACUAUGAGCUAGUCCUAUGACUUCAGGAGGUGUUUUCAGACUGAUUCCAUCAAAGUGUUUGGGUUGUGAAGAUAAAGCUAACUUUAAGACAAUGGUUCAGGAAGUUCUGUAGCUGACAAAACAAGACCUGCAAUAUUACAGGACCAUUUUUGUUAGAGUUGUGCUGAUGGAUCAGUUUGUGUGUGCAUGUGUUGCUGUGUUUCAUUCUAUUAAGUUGUUUCCAAUUGUACAGUAAAAUUAAGUAGCUCUGUUUCUUCUGCCACAGUGUGACUGUCACCCAUGAAUGUUAAGAACCCUGUGGAAGUUGUGUUGUCUCCAGGUAUUUUGACAGCUUGCAGAUAUGUAAUGAGUCAAUGCUGUUAUGCUCAAGUUUCCAGCAAGCUGUUGGCUUCAUUUUGUUAAGUCUUGUUACUGGUUUAGUGAGAGCUAAAAGGUCAAAAAAUUGCAGAGGCUUCUCACCUUUGGCCACUAGAAGUCUCUGUGGAACAAAAAUAAGAUGUGUAUAGCAGGAAAUAACAUCAGGGGAACUUGCCUUGCUUGCUGUUGCAAAUGUCGUUGUGUGACUUAAGUUUUCUGGGGGUGCUUAAAUCUGGUUACCUUGGAGAGCAGUAACUUAUUAGAGACAUGCAGGAUACACAGGCAGUAUUUAAUCCUGAUGAAACCAGGCCAAAAUACACUGUGCCUCAGUUGUCUGCCAAAGCUGAACUGCACGGAGCUCAAGAGUUUGUGUUUGUGUGUGAACUUCUGAAGUGGUGCAUGAGGUUUACCAUUCAUGCCAGCCAGAUAGGGGGCAAUUGACCUGUUCAUGCACACAACAACUGCCAAGAUGAUAAUUUAACUUCAAGGCCUUGCAUGUAACAUGCAAAGAGUUCCCCAUACGUGGUUCCCAGAAUAUGUGAUAUAACCCAGACCACUAAGUUGCAUCAUGCAGAAUAUUCCUCUAUCUCUAUUCAUGUGUGCAUGGCUUCCCAGUGAAACUUUUCAUUACAGGGUCUAUAUCUUCUAUUAAAUAGGCAAAAAAUUGGUGCACUACGCCUCUAGUUAUUAGAACUGCACAGUAUUUCAGCUUGACCUGUACAUGUGUACAGGUAGUGUUAUCCUCCAGUGUUAUCACAUAGUUUGGUGUUCUUUUUACCACCUGUGUAAUCAAUAAAAAUUAUUUUUCUGUUGUUC
This is a messenger RNA of Pseudopodoces humilis (Tibetan ground-tit), 6096 nucleotides long. RefSeq names its product TBC1 domain family member 2B (gene TBC1D2B). Lineage: Eukaryota; Metazoa; Chordata; Aves; Passeriformes; Paridae. Gene Ontology annotation, biological process: regulation of GTPase activity. The record is from RefSeq and is a predicted model, not a curated record. Gene Ontology annotation, molecular function: GTPase activator activity; small GTPase binding.